This is a messenger RNA of Calidris pugnax (ruff), 2657 nucleotides long. It is a transcript of the gene PKIA, whose product is annotated as protein kinase (cAMP-dependent, catalytic) inhibitor alpha. Gene Ontology annotation, biological process: negative regulation of cAMP-dependent protein kinase activity. NCBI's taxonomy places the organism in Eukaryota, Metazoa, Chordata, Aves, Charadriiformes, Scolopacidae. Bases 192 to 422 code for a protein of 76 amino acids. The record is from RefSeq and is a predicted model, not a curated record. The transcript is spliced from 3 exons. Gene Ontology annotation, molecular function: cAMP-dependent protein kinase inhibitor activity. Gene Ontology annotation, cellular component: cytoplasm; nucleus.
UGUACCUACUGAAUCCUGUGCUAAGGACUUCUCUGUCUCUGGUGUCAGGCAGGGUUCUGUCUCGAGCUCCUCUGCCCCGCUGUUGGGUCAGAGCACCCAGGACUGACAGGAGUGCAGGAGAAGGAGCCUCAUGGGAAGCUGAACGAGCAAAAAUUGUCUGAGUGGUACUGCUAUGUGGAUAUUUGUUAGCAAUGACUGAUGUGGAAUCUACAUAUGCAGACUUUAUUGCUUCGGGAAGAACGGGUAGAAGAAAUGCGUUACAUGACAUCCUCGUGUCCUCGCCGGGUGGGAACUCCAGUGAACUCGCCUUAAAGUUAUCAGAGCUUGACAUCAACAAAGCGGAGGGAGAAGGAGAUGCGCAGCGGCAGCCCAGCGAGCAGAGCGGGGAGGCGCAGGGGGAGGCAGCCAAGCAGGAGAGCUGACGGCCGGCCCUGAGCCCCCGCUCCCGGCCCACGCGGCCCGCGGGGACCCCUCCGUGUCCCCCAGCCGGCCGGGGGCAGCACCCCUCGUGUCCUCGGCGCCCGGAGCCCGACGCAGCGCUGGGCAUGGGGGCGGCAGCGGCGGCAGGAGCUGGGAUGCCCCCUGCCCCUGUCAUCAGCAACGGCUGAGCACGGAGAGACCCUGCGGGAUGGCGUCACGGAUCCCCUCCCGAUGGCUGCUGGAUGGAGCGCUGUUAGAAAGCACAACAGGUAAACCUUGUAGCAAACAGCCUGUGAGACGCCGGAGGAUGUAGUCGUGUAUCUUAAGAGAGGGCUCCUGUGCUCCUCAGAGUUUAAGGUUCUCCGGCCAGAGAGUUGUCCCCCGGAAAGCCCUGUUUGCAGGACUCUGCCUGUUCCACAGCUCUGUUCCUGAGGAUGGGCUCUGUGCCGUACGGCCCCAGCGCUCACACUGCCCCGGCCCCACUGCCUCUGAGGAAUAGCUCUGCUACUGUGAAUUUUUCUACCACGCGUUUUGAAAGGGCUGGUUUUUUGCAUCAUGUGGUGAUGUGCACACGGUAGAUUUACAGCCUCGGCCGCUAGAUUGGUUAUGCCUAAACCUAAAUGACUCAGCAACACCCUGAUUUGUUACUAGAUGAGCCUUCAAAGCGAUCUGUUAAUGUGAAUACUUGGGCGUGUUUCGUGUCCUUGGUACGGUUUUGCCACUUGCCUGUAGUUAGUUGCAUAUCAGAGACUCAAAUUGAAUCUUUUAUGUUAUUCUUCCCCAUUUUUCUAAUUUUGCUCCCGAUUUCUUAAUCUUUCUCUGAGAUAUUUUUUUAAAAUGUUAGUCCAAGUAUUUUAUUGUUACGGUAGUUUUCAGAAAGCAUUUAUAACCUUACAUGGGUUGAAAUUCAGACAAACCCCGCGGUGCUAGAGGUGUUGCUGGCUCCCCUUGUUGGGGACGGGCCUUGUUUCCCCCGGGGGGGCAGCCGGUGUCACCCAGUGCCAGGAGCAUGCCCUGGGAGGGGGUUUGGGUGGCAGGAGGGUCCCGCUGGUGGGUCGCGGGCUGGGUUUCCUGUGUCUCGCCGUGUCCCAGCACUGGCACAGCCAGGAGCCCAAUGGUGAUGCCACAGCCUGGUGCCUCCUGGUGGGACAUGGGGAGGGACUUGGCACCUUGCACCUGAAGUUGGGGGCUUGUUCCAAACCAACUGCCCAACCCGUGCCCUCGCUGGUUCGACGGGAUGGCUGGUGCAGCCAUUAGUCACUGGUAGCCCUGCUGGGCCAGUCCCUCGCCCCAUCCCGCCCCACAGGCCAGGCUGGGCCCUGAGAGCCCCCUGUGCCCCGGCCCACGGCACUCACCUCAGCACCAUCACAGUCAGGAGAGCCCUUUGCUUUUACUAACGGGAGGUGAGGUCACUUUCUUUAUAUAUAGUAUAUAUAGUAUAUAUAUUUUUGUGUUGUUGUUGGUUUCCAAUGUUAUGCACUUUUUAAUGUUUGUAAACUUUUACUAAUGAAUAGUGUGAUUGCUUCCUGGAUAUAUUAAUCAUCAGUUAAGGAAACAUCCUUGUGGCCACAGCUGUUUGUUUCUACCACGUGUAUCAUAGUACUUGUCACCUGGAAUUUUUUUGUGAGAUGUGUGGAGAAAAAACCACCCCACUUCUGAUCAGUAUUAUGAGCUCAUUCAUUAGUGUUAAUAAAACCCAAGGCGGCAGUUUGCUUGUGGCUCCUUAGUGGAAUUUUAACUCACCCUCCAUUGUCUGGAAGCGGAAUGCCUUGCUGUCUCACUGGCUGUCAGAAGCCCUGUCCUGCUGGUAACAGAGGUAUCCAUUUGCUUUGAAAAUACUAUUAUCCUUAAACUAAUUAUUUAUUCAUUUGUUUCACUCAGUGUUCCUUUCACAGUUAACACCGUAUUAUUGAUCUGUUUGUAGUUUCCCCCCCUUGCUCUUCCAUCAGGUCUCCAAGCUGAAAUGGGUGCCCCUUUGCCAUGGACUAGUUACUGGCAACGCAGCACAACCGCCAGAAGGGAAGCAGGCUCUAGGGCUUUUUAUAGUGUUAUUUAUUGAUGAGCCACGAAGCAUCAUCAAUAAAACGUUGCGGAAAAAGGCAAUAGUGGAAUAAGUAAUCAUUAAAGUGUUGGGUUUCCUUAUUUUCCUUCAGAGCUUUUCUUUAUUUCGGUACAUUUUCCUCCUCCUUGAUUCUUCUGUGUUGUGAAAUAAAAUUCAUUUCAGCCUUUCCUCUCUA